Molecule: messenger RNA, 1844 nt
Organism: Anoplopoma fimbria (sablefish)
Lineage: Eukaryota; Metazoa; Chordata; Actinopteri; Perciformes; Anoplopomatidae
Gene: dynll2a
Product: dynein, light chain, LC8-type 2a
Exons: 3
Coding region: 193-462 (89 amino acids)
Biological process (GO): microtubule-based process; cilium assembly
Cellular component (GO): cytoplasmic dynein complex
Molecular function (GO): dynein light intermediate chain binding; dynein intermediate chain binding
Source: RefSeq, a predicted model, not a curated record
GGAGCUGUGGGAGCGCAGCAGAGAGAGAGCCAGCCUACCUACAUGCUUAUUGUGUCAAUCUUUAAAAGACAAUUAGUCGCAGCAUCAUCUAAACCUUUCCCCCCAACUCCGGCUGGGUGAGGUACAUCUCUUUUUGGGGGAAACAAGUGUUUCAUUCGGCUCAAGAAAAGGCAGGCAUCCUCAUCCUUAACAAUGACUGACAGGAAAGCUGUGAUCAAGAACGCAGACAUGUCGGAGGACAUGCAGCAGGACGCGGUGGACUGUGCCACCCAGGCCAUGGAGAAGUACAACAUAGAGAAGGACAUAGCAGCCUACAUCAAGAAGGAGUUUGACAAGAAGUAUAACCCCACCUGGCACUGCAUUGUCGGGAGGAACUUCGGCAGCUACGUCACCCACGAGACAAAGCAUUUCAUUUACUUCUACUUGGGCCAAGUGGCCAUCUUGCUCUUCAAGUCCGGCUGAGACGUUUCUGAUGAGUGUUGAGGAGUUUUGCUCCCUGAACCUAAAUCGGAAAAAUGCACUGGUGGCUGAUGUCUCCCAUACACUAAUAACGACAUACCAUAAUGAUGCAAACCCGGCCCUGCGCAAUUGCAUGGACUAUACACUAUUUAAUAUGUAUGUUACAGUAAGUUUACUUUUCGAUAGUUGCCAUUUGAAUGCAACUGAAGUAGUUUUUGUUAAUGCUGUUAAAUUCUAGGUUGUAAAAGAUUUCAACGUGGCCCUUGAUUGUAUAAUAAAGGAAAGCUGUAGAAUGUAGUGGUGCAUCUGCUUUCCUUCACAAGUGGCAUUGCCAGACCCUGUUAUGAGACUCCAUCUGUCGGUUUAGAUGGUAAAAUCAUACCGUGUGCACCAGUUUAACAAUUCAUUCUCAAGAUUUUAACGUGUGAUCAUGAAUAGAAGUUGAACAGUGGGGCAAAAUAGUCUUCACAUGAUGAGUUAUUUGACGGCUGUCCUUUGGUUUGAACGUAGACAAACAGCAUGGAAUCAGUUUAUUACUGCUAUUUUUUUUAAUUUAAAGUAAUUAUGUUGUCUGCAGUGCAAAUGCAAAACCUUUUAAUGUUUUCAAUUUCGAUUUAAAAUAUUAUAUCCAAUGGCCAGUACACACAUUUCUAGGGAUGUUUAGUUAUCACUGUGAGGGACGUUGGAGCAAAUGAAGCUCAGAAACACAGACCUUAAGCCUGUAAUGUCCGAGUAAUAACACUACAGACUGGUCACCAAAAUCUUCCAACUCGCCUACCUAGAUUUCAUUCUUGUAAUCCUGUGUUCUGCAUGUUUGGAGGAUAAUAACCACAAUUUCUUUAACUGUCAUCAAACACAGACAUAAGCUCACCUUGAAGCUAAAUCAGUUAUUUAACUUUUGAGUAUGUAGAUAUUGGACUGAGCUUUGGGAAGGCGAUUUAGAUAAAACAUCUGCAGUCAACUCUAGCGAUGCUAUCAACACGUGUGUGUUUCAGAUGGUUGUGUCGUCGUGUGUGGCUCGUGAUAUUUUCAAGUUGCAUAUUCCCUCAAACUUUUAAUUAUUUUUUUUACAUGUGUACUGCCAGACAGGCAGGAAAUACAACACAUUUCUUUAAGAGGGCAGGAUGGAGGGAUUUAGUCCAUGAAGUUGGAUAACACUACACAUUUCUCGCUGUGUGUAAAGACAAUGUUUUCAGUUGCUAACUCCCACAAUCCAACAAUGGGUGAAAUGUGUAUCUCUCAAGUGUUAGCUUGGAUUGACAUCUAGGGAAGUCUUCCUAACUAUUGUCAAUGUAAACUGAUUUAGUAUUGUUUUCCUCUGGCAUGUAUUUUUGCUGUGUAUAUGUAGGAGCCGUUCCAAUGCUGUUAAAUUUGCACAAAACGUG